Molecule: messenger RNA, 378 nt
Organism: Trypanosoma grayi
Lineage: Eukaryota; Euglenozoa; Kinetoplastea; Trypanosomatida; Trypanosomatidae
Product: putative dynein light chain
Exons: 1
Coding region: 1-378 (125 amino acids)
Biological process (GO): microtubule-based process
Cellular component (GO): dynein complex
Molecular function (GO): dynein intermediate chain binding; dynein light intermediate chain binding
Source: RefSeq, a predicted model, not a curated record
AUGGAGGAUGAUGACUACCAGGACGUCCAACAGGAUGCGCGGGACGUUGUGGUGGUGGAACGGCCGAAGCGGCUGACCAAGAUUGAGCGGCACGACGGCACGCAGGCCUUCGCCGACGCUGUGCUGGAGAUGGCGCAGCAGAUCUUGGACCAGAUGCCGCCGGAAUAUAGCUACAAGGAUGCUGCAACGAAACUUAAAAAGAAGCUGGACGAGGAGAAGAAGGGGACCUGGCAUGUUAUUGUAGGAUCACACUUUGGUGCGAAUGUAACGAAUGACGCUGAAACUCUUAUAAACUUCAAAAUAAAUGAGAUGCACUUUCUCGUCUUUCGUUCUGGUCCACCCGAGCGUCCACUCGAUGCCACUGAAGAGCAGAAGUAA